GGCAUAUUUAAUAAACUCUAAUUUGCAGCAUAUAUACAUUUGUAUUGCAAAUGAAAGUUAAAAUAUCCGUCAAGUCUGAUCCAAAUUUUUUUUUUUUUUUUAAAACCCCUAUUGUGUUUGGAGUUUAGCGAAUAAUCCUUUCAGUAUUUCCAAUGACAAUUUUCACAUUUAAAUGUCUGCUUUAAGAUUGAAACAGGACCUCAAACAAUAGAUAUUCUUUUUAUUUUAUUUCCAGCAAUGUUGUCUGCUGCAGAGAAACCAGAAUUGGAAAGUGCCCCUUACUUUUUUGCAGCUUAAUAUAUAUAUAAUUUUAACCACAGCCCCCAUAAAGAGGGUGGGGGAAUGCCAAAAAAAUGCCUUCACUCUUAUUUAAAAAAAUGAUUUGUUGCAGCUUAGUAAGCUGUGUGUGGGUAAUUGCUUCCUGUCACUUGACAGAUUCUGCAUGUACGUUUGACACAUACAUGAACGGAUUUUACACUUCCUUCUGUAGUUGCACACCGCAGACAGAGCUGCUGUAUUUGGUCCUUGCACUACAGAUCCAAUGCUUUGACUCUCUGACCUAAAGAACAAACCAUUCUUCUGAUGAUCACGAUCAUUUCUUGCAACAGUUGCCGUAGAGACUCUCUUCACUGUGCAUGUAACGAACGUAAUGCACUUACUUAUCACAAAUUCUAGUUUCAUGAACUCCAGCGAAGAAUGCCACUUAGAGGCAGAAUUUCAAUAUGGAUUCUUUACAAUUAUCUACAGCCUGGUAUUUAUACUGGGAUUGCCGGUGAAUGCAUACGCUCUAUACUUCCUGUGCCGACGAUCACAGCGUGCUAAACGAUCCAAUGUUUAUUUUGUCAGCCUGUCCGUGGUGGAUACAAUUUUCAUAUGCUUACUGCCAGUUCGGAUAUAUUACCACAACUCAGGUAAUAAUUGGGUGUUUGGAGACGUGGCUUGUCGGAUUACUGGCACUUUAUUUUACUUCAACAUCUACUUGAGCAUUGGUUUUUUUACCUGCAUCUCCCUGGACCGGUACAUGGCAGUUGUGCUUCCGUUAACCUACCUGCGACUGAAAUACAGUUGUUACCCACGGAUAUUGACGUUUGUUAUCUGGUUGCUGGGCUGCGCCAUUGUCUUGCCUUUGAUUUUUGGAGGACCCCUUGACAACAUGUCUGAAAACAGCAGCCGGAUUUCUUGCUUUGAGGACUUCUCCCUAAGUAGUUGGCAAAAUCGGUUGGUGCCUUAUAACGUCUGUGCUUUGAUCUUUGGCUUUCUUGUCCCCUUCUCAGUAAUUGCAGUGGUGUUCCCAGUGAUGGCACGAAAAAUAUGCCAAAUUAAGACCAGUGUUCACCGAAAGGUUGCUCUGCAGAUAAUUGGAUAUAUUCUUGCGGUCUCUCUCAUUUGCUUUUUGCCUUACAACAUCGCUCAUCUGUUUCAUUUCCUUAUGAGACUUGGAUUAAUUCAAGAGUGUGCGAUUGCCAGACACAUCUACAAGCUACGCCGCAUUACUUUAGCCUUAAUUAGCCUCAACAGCUGUCUCAACCCAGUCCUCUAUUUCAUACCAGUCAUAAAUCAGGGACGGUUAAGCAUUCCAAAUUUAUUUCACUCCAAGAAGGAAUACAACAUUUCCAACAAACUCACAGAGGUAAAUGUCCAGGUCACAAGUCCAAUCUACCAGCCUAAACCUGGCAUUGUCACUGUGGUUGCUCAAGCAGAAUGGUCGGUGGUGUAAGGAGAUAUAAGGAUGUAUGAUUUAUACCAAUCAUGACGUCUCAUCUGAGUUAUCAUCUAAGACAGUGCUUCUAACUGCAAACCAUCCCGGUGCUCUCUCAUCCCAUCACACUCAGAGCUUAGGAAUCCGCAGUACAAAAGUAUCUUGUAUCUUUUUGAUUUCAUUUUUUUUUUUAUAAACUUUUUUUGUGUGUGAUAUAUACAUACACAAACAUAUUGGUAUCACUCCAUUUUUAUUUUUUAAGAGGAUGACAUUUUCAUAUUAACCUUGUUUGGGUUCAAUUUGUCAACCCUUUGUGUCCCAGAGCAAGGCAUUGGGUUAAUAAAUCAUUUAAAAAGGGAUACAGGAUUUAGUUGAAUACAGUAAAAAAAAAAACAUGUAGCUAUAGGUUUAAGAUGGUUUAUGUUACAGCUCCCGGGUUCCUUUGUAUUCAGCUUUCGGAAAUGAAUUUAAAAAUCUUGUCUCUGUUUUUGUAAGUAAAUCACCAAGUUAGAGAUGCCACCACUUCUAUAAUAUACCGCAGGUCUUAAGAAAAAAUUGAGUUAUUUUGCUAAAUUGGCAAUGUCUUAUUAAAGCGACACGACUUGAUGACCAGUAUCAGGUGGAGAAAAAAUUCUUAGACAAAGUAGUCCCUACUGGUACUGGUUUUGUGUGCGCCUUGUGGAGGGGACAAAAUGCCAUUCUUCAACAUGUGAAUUGCCUGUUUUGUACUUCUAUAAGCUAAAUAUUGUGUGAUCUGAUAUCAAAAAGGGACAUUCAGGUUUAAAAUUCUUAUGAGUGGAAAGUCACAAAUAUCAGGGUUAUUUACCAAAGCGUGAAUUGAAAGGAAAUUAAUAUCAAAAUUAGACCAAAGUAGCCAAACUAGAAACAUUCUGCAAUCAGUUGUGUUUUCAAUUUGACUUUACUUUUGCCUAAAACCUACACUUCGAACAUUCCACAUAUUUAAGGAAAAAUUCUGUUAGGGUUCUGAAAACUGGAUUUACGGUUUUCUACUUUUUUUGGUUAAGCAGUUUUGGUGUACAUUUUGAAAUUCACUUUGCAUUCAUAUUACAGAAGAUGGGGCUUUAGGUGUAGCCUCUUAUAUUUGGCAAAAAAAGAGAUCCAUAUAACCAACCCAUCAGAAGAGUUCCUGACGGUAUCCAACAGACAGGAUUAUUUACUAAUGCAAGAAUUCAAAGUGAGAAGAACUGAAAGUAUUCCAGACUAAGAUAACGCUUCCAGUGUGGUUAUUUUGAACUUAAAUUUGAAAUUCACUUUGAAUUCUAACUCUUGUGAAUAACCCUGUUAAAAUGACUCUGAAGGCACUGGCAGAACGCUAAUUUCAACCCAUUUUGCCAUCCCAGCAGAUGAAUGAAUAGCAAACCCGAGAUUCUGCUCUGGUAAAACCAGUGAUCCUUGAUCUAUCUUUGAUAGGGAACCAAGUUACAUGCAUUGCCAUCAACUCUGUGCUCCGUCUGUAUAACAUGUAACAAUAUGAAUUUACAAAACAUCUUUGGAGAUUUCUAAGAAACUUGGAAGAUGCUAACACUAUUUAAAGGCAGUGCUGCUACAGUAACGAAUGUAAUAGACAUCCCGUGUUAGAUUAAAGGGACAAUGUAGGCACCAUAACUACUUCAUCUCAUUGAAGUGGUUAUAAUGGCCAGAGUCCACUGGCAUGGCCCUUCCAUUAAGCACUAAAUGUUUUAAUGAUCAACUAGAACCCCCCCAGCAGCCCAUCCCCUCUGUGCGGCUUGGACUAAUGUUGGAUCUUGAGCUGUAGUGUGCGCAUGACAGGCAUGAAUCGGUUUUGGCAGAGAUAUGAACCAAUACUGGCAACACUGGUUGCCAGGGGAAUCUAGGUAUAAUAACGAAUUCAAUGAGAUGAAAUGGCUAUAGUGCCCACAGUGUCCCUUUAAUGUGAUGUGCCUGAUCCAACUCUUAUGGGCUCCAGUUACAUAACACAGGAACCACGUUCUGGUCCUGACCCAGGUGUUAAGCUUAAAUCAACUUGUUAAAAAAAAUAAAAAUCUGUUUUGAAAUCUCUUACCACAUAACUAUUUAACUUGAUAGAGCUUGGAACUCAACAAUUUAGAGGGUGAAACCUGCUAUGGCUUUCAGAACUGAAACACUACUGACAAACAGGGUGAUCGAUUUAACUAGCAACUGCACAAUAUCUGGGCCCAAAAAGGUAGAUCUCCACGUUAUAGAACUACAACUCCCAUGAUGCUUUUCAUGCCUCUGGAAUAUCUAUAGAAUGACAAAGCAUCAUGGAAGCUAUAGUUUUAAAACAUCUGGGGAAUCUAUUUUCUGGGCAUGCCAGCACUAGGGAAUUGGGGAAAAUUUUAUAAUUUUUCCAGCUCCGGCCUAGUCAAUUCUCUGCAAUUUCUGGUUUAAUAGAUCACAUUGCUUGACUAUCUCAUUUCACACACUGACCCACUCUUCCUUUCCUGCCAAUUAUUCUCCCUUAUUAUUGUUUUUAUCAAACAUUGGAGACUUACACAUUGUAUGGUACUGGUUUAAUCAGGCAGCACAUACCAAAAUGUGGGUUACCUCACUGCGGUCUUUUUAUAGAUAGACCUACUUGAUAAAAAUUGCCAAACAACGCUAUAUGGGAAAACAUGGUCUACAUUAAAAGCAAAGUGUGUGUAGGAUGUGGGGGAAUAUGAUUACCAUUUGGUUAUUAAUGACAGCUAUGCUAAAUCUUUUGUCUGUAACUUGUUGAAUAAGGCUUGUACUCUACAGUCUAUGGGCCAGUCUCUUGUAAAGUAGACUCACAAACCGACGUUUAAAUAAAAAAAUUAAAAAGUUUUUUUUAUCGAAUAGUGUGUGUUUAAAUUUUUAACUUUGUAUUUUAGAAAUGAUUCUCACUUUUUCCUCCCAUGCCACGCUGGUCUCACUGCAGCUCAGAUCAUCAAUCUUUAGGAUCUUAGAGGCCAGGCUUCGCCAAACUCCGGCCCUCCAGAUGUUGCUGAACUACAACUCAUAAUUCUCAGCCUAUUUCAUUAAUAGAAUCAUGGGAGUUGUAGUUCAGCAACAACUGGAGGGCCGGAGUUUGGGGAAGCCGGUCUUAGGCAAUCCAAUGCUUUCUUGUAGGAAAGCAUUUGGGAGACUAUUGGGCAUGCGCAGCAAAGCGCCACCCAUCAUCUCCUCUUAGAGAUGCACUGAAUCAAUUCAUCUCUAUGAGAAACAUUCAGUGCCUCCUUCCAAGUUCCCCUUUCUUUAAUCAUACUUGUUCUUAU
This is a messenger RNA of Pelobates cultripes (western spadefoot toad), 4935 nucleotides long. The record is from the annotation of a GenBank genome assembly. Lineage: Eukaryota; Metazoa; Chordata; Amphibia; Anura; Pelobatidae.